AUGUCGAAGGCCGUUUAUGCGAAGAUCUGGAUGAGCACGAGGUUCUUCAACCUCCGAAGGAGAUACGGUUGUAUCCAAGUUUGCGGACGCCUGAGCCCUUGGCUGUGUGUCUGGUCCUUCUACUGCGUCUCGCUUGUCUUCCCAGCCCUCAGCAACGAAAACAAAAAAUUAUUAACGUUCGGAAUUUGGAAAGAAAAUGACGUUGGAUAUAAUAAGUGUGCUCCCCAACCAUACGAGUGA
Molecule: messenger RNA, 240 nt
Organism: Plasmodium cynomolgi strain B
Lineage: Eukaryota; Apicomplexa; Aconoidasida; Haemosporida; Plasmodiidae
Exons: 2
Coding region: 1-240 (79 amino acids)
Source: RefSeq, a predicted model, not a curated record